AAAUAAGUAGGCGGCUCGGUGCAAAGGGAUGAGUGAGUCGAAGCUCGGUCUCUCCCCAGCACGUUCUCAGCCGCUCUGGGUUCAGACCCAACCAGGGAGCCGCGAGCAAGGUUCGCCAUCCCGGGCGGGCAGGACUCCGGGGCCGCUGAGCGCUUCCCGCCUGUCGCGCGCUGGGAGUCCCCGCAGCCGGAGAGGGGCCAGGACUCUAGAGCUCCGGGGGUGCCUGCGGAAUCCAGCGCCUCUGGCUUCCCGGGUCCCCCGCAGAGGGAGCCUCAGAGACGCGCUCAGCCCCGGGACCGCCGCGGAACAAGAUCCUGAUUGAGAACUCACAACUACCACAAUGGGCAGCAAAACCUUGCCAGCACCAGUGCCCAUCCAUCCAUCCCUGCAGCUUACCAACUACUCCUUCCUUCAGGCAGUGAACGGCCUGCCCACGGUGCCCUCGGACCACCUGCCCAACCUGUAUGGUUUCAGUGCGCUGCACGCUGUGCACCUGCACCAGUGGACGCUGGGCUACCCAGCCAUGCACUUGCCACGGUCCUCUUUCUCCAAAGUGCCGGGAGCCAUGUCCAACCUAGUGGACGCGCGCUUCCAGCUGCCUGCCUUUCCUUGGUUCCCCCAUGUCAUUCAGCCCAAGCCGGAGAUCACCGCUGGGGGCAGCGGCCCAGCAGCUCUCAAGACCAAGCCACGCUUUGAUUUUGCCAACCUGGCCUUGGCCGCCACACAAGAAGAUCCCUCCAAGCUUGGUCGGGGGGAGGGCCCCGGCUCCCCAGCUGGUGGGCUGGGAGCCCUCCUGGAUGUGACCAAGCUAUCCCCAGAAAAGAAACCCACGAGAGGACGCCUACCUUCCAAGACCAAGAAGGAGUUCGUCUGCAAGUUCUGUGGCCGCCACUUCACAAAGUCCUACAACCUACUUAUCCAUGAGCGGACGCACACCGACGAGAGGCCCUACACCUGUGACAUCUGCCACAAAGCCUUCCGGAGGCAAGACCACCUACGAGACCACAGAUAUAUUCACUCCAAAGAAAAGCCUUUCAAGUGUCAAGAGUGCGGGAAAGGAUUCUGCCAGUCCAGGACUCUCGCUGUCCACAAGACACUACACUCACAGGUGAAGGAGCUCAAAACCUCCAAGAUCAAAUGCUAAAUAGAGCCUCCAGGUCACCGGGACCCUGGGUCGCGCCGUUCCCUCCUCCAGAGGGAUCAGAAGCCGGAAGGCGACUCUAGCGGGCAGCGGGAGGGGCUCCCGGACUUUCCCCCAUCCCAAACAAUGUCCCCUGGGUCCCGGACGCACGCGGAACUCCAGAGCCCCACCCGGAGCUGUGACCCGGGCCGCCCGGGCGGUUCCCCCAGGACGCGGCUAAACUCUUGGCCAAAAGGCGGUACUCACGUGGCGGAAGGGAAACUGCAUUUAAAAA
Rhinolophus ferrumequinum (greater horseshoe bat) is the source of this 1415-nucleotide messenger RNA. RefSeq names its product odd-skipped related transcription factor 1 (gene OSR1). Gene Ontology annotation, biological process: urogenital system development; embryo development; regulation of transcription by RNA polymerase II. The transcript is spliced from 3 exons. Gene Ontology annotation, molecular function: RNA polymerase II transcription regulatory region sequence-specific DNA binding; DNA-binding transcription factor activity, RNA polymerase II-specific. Lineage: Eukaryota; Metazoa; Chordata; Mammalia; Chiroptera; Rhinolophidae. The record is from RefSeq and is a predicted model, not a curated record. Gene Ontology annotation, cellular component: nucleus. The coding region runs from base 341 to 1144 and encodes 267 amino acids.